Chaetomium globosum CBS 148.51 is the source of this 1458-nucleotide messenger RNA. RefSeq lists its product as uncharacterized. The record is from RefSeq and is a predicted model, not a curated record. Bases 1 to 1458 code for a protein of 485 amino acids. NCBI's taxonomy places the organism in Eukaryota, Fungi, Ascomycota, Sordariomycetes, Sordariales, Chaetomiaceae. The transcript has a single exon.
AUGAACCGAAAGGAACGGCGUCUCCCCCGGCUUACAGCAGAGGAAUUAGCCAACCCCUGCACACGAAUCUCACUUGAUGGGGUUGAGGUGCAGCUGUGGCAAGUCGCGCACGUCUAUGGAAUCAGCCACGAUAUGCCCAGCCCAGAUCUGAGAGGUGGUGCUUCUUCCCAGGAUUUCCGGGCUUUGUACUCGACCACGACCCAGAAUGACAGAGGAAUCGCUUCCUCUAGUACUUCCACAGACACCCGUGCCAGCGAUGUCACAGAACAGCGUCUGUUGCCCAGUUUGCCGGUGCUGCCAUUGAACAUCCCUACAAGACGAGAAGCACAGCGUUCAAAACGACGAGGCGAUGGUCGACGAGGCGAUGGUCGACGAGACCAUGCUCGCCCUGACCCUGAUACGAACGAACUCCUCCGCCUCAUAGAUGACUUUGCAGACACAAGUUGGCCUACUGAAGUGCAGCUUGAAGAACCACGGAUUGAGACCACAGAACCAGCAGCGACAUCCAUCGGAAAUGCACCAAAGCUCAAAGGGGUGAUAUGGGUGGAUUGUUCCUUUCCUCCUCCCCCGUACCCUCCGCCCAAUAGGUCUUUACCCCCACUGCCGCCACAGCCGGCUAGGAACAGACAUUCCGGCCCGCAGCAGAGGCUGCGCUUGACCACGGGGCCAGUCGUGGCACCGGACACGGUACCGGCUACAGCACCCCGACUCCUGCCCCGAGCUGUUGAUAAGUCGCUAGAGUAUCCAGAGUCGGACCGUGAUGACGACGCAGGAUCAGAGCGAACCAUCACGCCAAGAGCCUCUCAGAAGCAACUUGUACCCACGGCACGACCACAGCCACGGCCACAGCCACGGCCACGAGAUGUGUCAAUGCCCAUCGGACAGGUGGCAUCCAAAUCGCCCGUGGUGGCCAGACCCGUGACAACCGCAAGAGCCGCAUCGGCUUCGAUUCUUCGGAAUCGAGGCGAAGAGAUUUAUCGUCCCCGCCGCCAGGAGUUUGGGUCGACUGAAACUCGGCCAAAGGCGGCAUCUCCGACCUUGCCGUAUCCGCUUCCCGACUUGUUGUUGAAUCCUCCGAGCUUCCUGCAGCAUCCUCCCGAUUUGUCCCAGCAGCCAUAUCUGAACCAACAGCCGGGUGCUACAGCGAGAGAAAGCCCGCAGCCGAAUAAAGCCAAGUCUUCGUCAAAUGUCGCGACUCCAGUGACUAGCCCGGUGGCGCCUACAUCAGAUGAUGAUGCAGCUGUCACAUCCCGCUGGAGCUCCGAUAGUGAGCAGGAGGCGGAGUCGAAGUUGAAGAAGCUGAAGAGAGCUCUCAGUUUCUCGAGAUUGCGGCCUCGAAAGCCCAGUCUGUUCCAGAAGCAGACAGGGAGCGAAGCAAACAAAUCGAUGGCUUCCAUUGGAGGAAAACACACUCCCGGCCCGUCGGGAUCCCGCAGAGGCAGCAAGACUGGUAACUGA